This is a messenger RNA of Trifolium pratense (red clover), 2041 nucleotides long. RefSeq lists its product as uncharacterized. The transcript has 2 exons. The record is from RefSeq and is a predicted model, not a curated record. Bases 122 to 1684 code for a protein of 520 amino acids. NCBI's taxonomy places the organism in Eukaryota, Viridiplantae, Streptophyta, Magnoliopsida, Fabales, Fabaceae.
AAAACCCAAAACCUGAUCAUUUUUUAGACAGAAACAAAACUUGUUCACAGAACCUGCAGAACAUAGAAAACAUAAACAUUGUAAAGUCACAAAUUGUGUUUGAAAUUUAAACAUUGAGUUAAUGAGUUUUGAGAAAGAUAGAGAGAACAAAAAGAUAAGAGUAAUGGUGGAAAAGUGGAAGAAAGGUGUUUUUUUGGUAGGGAAAAAGGGAGGAACUUGUAGUACUCCAUCACCUACAUGGAGAUCACUUGACCCUUCAUCAUGUCAACAAAAUAGCAUUCUUUCAACUUCAACCAUUUCUGCUAGAAAGCUUUGUGCAAAUCUUUGGCAAAUUUAUCAUACCCCUUUUGUUGAAAUGAACAAAUGUGGUGAUACCACUCUCCGCCGUCGCCGCCGCCAGUUAACUCAGCCUCCACUAGAUACCCCUUCUGACCAGGUUACACCAUACAAAUGUGCAGCAACCCCCACAAGCUCCUUAGACUUCAAAGGUAUGAUUGAAGAAUCAAGGUGCAACAUUACAACAUCGACGGAGGAGUUACUUAAUGUACUAAACCGAAUAUGGAGUCUCGAAGAACAGCAUGCAUCAAAUAUAUCAGCAAUGAAAGCCUUAAAAAUGGAACUAGUACGGGAGAAGCAAAUGAACAUGCAGGAAAUCGAGAAGAAAAUGACGAUAGAAAAGUUUGUUAGGAAGGAUAAAGAACGUGAUAGAAUUAAAGACGUUGUACAAUCACUCAAGGAAGAGCUAGAACAUGAGAGAAUGUUGCGAAAGCACUAUGAAAGCUUGCAUCGGAAGCUUGCUAAGGAGCUUUCUGAAGUAAAGUCUUCAUUCUUUGGUUGUUUGAGAAACCUUGAAAGAGAGAGAAAAACACGAAUGCUUUUGGAGAAUUUGUGCAACGAGUUUGCGAAAGGAAUUAGAGAUUAUGAUCAACAAGUACAUUGUCUUAGGAAGAAUUCAAGGAAUGGUUAUGUCAGAGGGAAUAGCGUUGAUCAGUUAAUACUUCAUAUUUCAGAAGCUUGGCUUGACGAGCGCGCACAAAUGAAGCUAGCUCAAUCGGAUAGCAACUUCAUAGAGAGAACUCCAAUUGUUGAAAAGUUAGGUUUUGAUAUAGAAACAUUUCUUCUUGCAAACCGUUCCGGUGAUUUUAGAAAAUAUGGUUACUCUUCGCCGAAUGAGCUCAAGGAAACUUACACUAUGGAUUCCUUUCCACUACAAGAUGCUGCAAGUGCACCUCAAGAUAUGGAUCAGGAAGAUUCCAUUGAUAAUGACUAUUUUAAAACGAAAGAGAUUACCGUUGAAGGACUCCGAAAACUCGGCUCCAGACUGGAAAGAAACAAUGCUACUGAGCUCCAUCGAGGAAAUAAAGGAAGCGAAAGUUCAAUUAGGAAAGAGGUUAUGUCAAAGGAAAUCACUGAGGAUUGUCACUUGCAAGCAAGCAUUGAGAGAAACGUGUCAUGUAAUGACAAUAAUGAGAGCUGCUUUGUGGAGAAGAAAUCAAAUGAAAUGGCAGAAGACAACAUAAAACCGUGGAAAUCAAUGUUGAUUGCUUCAGAUUUCGACAAAACUGAGUCUUCUACCAAAUUGCCAAAGGGAGUAAAAGAAAACACAUUGUUGGCAAAACUACUUGAAGCAAGACUAGAAAGACAGAAAACUAGGUCCAAAGGCGAAAAAAGCGUCCAAUCUUGAUUAAUAAGAAAAUAGUUUCUAAUGGAAACAUUGGAAUUUGAAAUAGUUGCAAUGGGUAUUACACUGUGAUCUUUCAUUAAAUUCUAUAAAAACCAUCUUGUACACAAGAAUCCUUUGCUAUCUUCAUAUUAUUAGAUUGAUCCAAGGUCAGAGUUACAUCCAUUGUCUGUUACUGAGGUUUGAUCUCACAAUGCUUAAGGAAAUAACUCUCCAUAACUCUGGUCUAUAUAUCACCCUGUGUUGCAUCUCAAUUAUUUUCCCAUCAUGUUAUAGGUACACAGUUUCCAAAGGUGGAAAAAGCACUUCUUGAUCAAUUAGAAAAGAGUUUCUAAUGGAAAAAUUAACCUAGCUCCGACA